This is a messenger RNA of Linum trigynum, 2314 nucleotides long. The record is from the annotation of a GenBank genome assembly. NCBI's taxonomy places the organism in Eukaryota, Viridiplantae, Streptophyta, Magnoliopsida, Malpighiales, Linaceae.
UUUAAGCAAGAAAAUUAAGUUAGAAUUUAUCGUGAAAUACAUUAUAAUUUCGAACAUUAUAUUGUGAUGGGAAUUUUAUUGUAAUUGAAAUUAUAUACGAAUGUUAAAUUAUAAUAGAGAAAUAUACGAACCUUGAACAUUUGAAUAUAAAAAUUUAUUAUAUGAGAACUAGCAAUUAUCAUAUUGACUCACUCCUACUGUCACUCUAGAAAUUGGCCAAGUGUAACCACUUCCUAAAGCGUAGUAUAGCGGGUUUGGGUUUUAAUGUCAACUCGGGUCCUAGAUUUUAUGACUACUCAACGAAUUCGUAUUAUCUAGCGGUAAAACUUAGGUGCAGGUUCAAACAAACAAAAAUACAAAGCAAUUUAAACGGUUGUUUCAAGUCGAGAGAGGUCACCCGGAUAUGGUUCCCCCUAGACUGCAGUUAAGCUGGAUUGCAAUUUACCAAGUUCAAUUUCUAUGAUAGUUAUACUGCGGAAGGUUCUUAAACAGUCUGAAGUCUCGACUAAAGGUCUCCAGACCCUCUCAAUCUGAGUCUCUAGCGGGCGACUAACCUCCACCAGAGUAAACAGAUUGAGGCCCUAACGAACAAAACGUCCACUACCGAAGUAAAUUCGGUACAGAAUAGUGAAUUGGUUCCUCGACUAAAGUCGUCAAUUCACUACCUUCAAUUAAGGGUGCUCUAUCAACCUAGGCAGAUAUUCUCAUUCUAGGUUAAAGCAGAAACAACAGGAAUUUGAUAAGGAUUCAUGCCAUUCAAUCAUUCAAAUCUCAAUUGAAUAUAAUCAAAUCAUAGAAUCUGUACUUGGGUUCAUACAAUCAAACCUAACAUACAAAUCUAGGGUUUCCCAUACCCAGAUGAAUGGGAGAACUACUCCAUGGAGAAAGAAGCAAAAGCAGAUUCAGAUGCGGAAACCAUACUGUGAAGGAUGGAUUUAUGCUCCUGGGCGUUGAUCGGUACUCCUCCAAGCUCAAGCCAAGCUCCAAUGGCGAUGAAGAUCAAGCUAGGGCACUUGGGAACUCUUGUUCGUCGCUUUCUCUCUCUAGGAAUCGUUCUGUCUCUCUAAAACUCGAAUCCCCUUCUCUUUUGGCUGAAAUCUGCCUAAAAGGGCAUCACUGGGCAAAACACGGUCGAGGGCACGGCCGUGUUUUUCUCCAGCCCGCCCGUGCCCUUGCCACGUGGUAAAUACACGGCCAGACUUUGGGGAAAACACGGGCAUGCUUUUUGAUGGACACGGCCGUGUUUUGGGUCAGUCCCGCCCGUGUUUUGAGCUAGUGUUUGACAGUCUUGGAUCAAGCCUCGGCAAUAAAAACACGGUCCAGGAACACGACCGUGCUUUGAUUUAGGCGUGCCCGUGUUUUGGCUCCAGCUCGACCGAAUGACUUCUGAAUGCCCCGAAACUCGUGUUUAGCUUUCCUUCGACGUCUGGGACCUGAAAUAUGACAAAGUAGCACAACCCGACGUAAAAUAGGCCAAAAAUACACGACUAUGCCCCACGAACGGAUAAGAACUAGGGGUGCAAAUAUGUGCAAUUCCAUCGUUAUCAAAUUCCCCCACAAUUAACCGUUUGCUUGUCCCCAAGCAAACCAAGUCAGACACCAGGUAAGCUCAAAACGUUUCAAUCAAGCAGGCUUUAGGGCAUAUCAUAUUGGCACAAAACACAUGGAUCAUACUAGCUUUCGAUCAUUAACACAUGGACAACCUCAAUGACAACCUAGACAACUACCACAGAUGACAUUCGAAUGCAGUAAAGUCGAGCAAAGGAAGAGUCUCCCUUCUGUUCACCAACCAACAUAGACUUGACUCAACCACAUAUUCGAGACAGUCACUUCAUGCACAAGGCUCAAGAUAUAAGAAUUAAGACCGAGCAAUCUAGGUCCUCACCGGGAUAAAGAGUAUAGAGAAUAUGAGAAAAUGAACCGCUCACUCUCGACCAGUGGGUUCAGGACAAUUUGAUGCGAAAAAUGCGCAUGCUUAUUCUCUCAAUCCCUAACGUCUCUUCACCAUGAAUGCAGCCUCUAAAUGCUAGAGUUCACAUAUGGGGUUGUCACCACUAACUAAUCCGGAGGUCUUAGACACAGGUUCAGAUGACUGGCUAGGGUCUUGGACAUGGGGAAAAGGCCUUUUAGGUGGUGGAAGUAUUCAUAGCACAAGGUUCCAUGUUUCCAAACCCAACAAACUCACAGUCAAUCAAACCAAUAACUUUUUUCUGCUAUUCUGCAUUACUCAAAUUCUUCAGAGCACAAGAGCGAAGGAGGUCACAUAAAUGCUAGUAUUUCUAAGCCAGACUGCUAAGAAACACUACUUAAUGGG